Molecule: messenger RNA, 3128 nt
Organism: Anguilla rostrata (American eel)
Lineage: Eukaryota; Metazoa; Chordata; Actinopteri; Anguilliformes; Anguillidae
Gene: rnd2
Product: Rho family GTPase 2
Exons: 5
Coding region: 312-1001 (229 amino acids)
Biological process (GO): small GTPase-mediated signal transduction
Cellular component (GO): cytosol
Molecular function (GO): protein kinase binding; GTPase activity; GTP binding
Source: RefSeq, a predicted model, not a curated record
AAUUAAUGAAUAAACAUAUGCCAACUCGUCCUCUCGUUGGGCGUAAGUGGCCGUUGGGCGUGGCCAUGCGAAAUUUUGAGUUUUGCUGAAAUUCAAGCCGCGUGCUCAGGAGGCGAGGAUGCAGCAGCGUGGUGCAUAGUGUCACUGUCAGCACCGGAGGCUCGCGGGUUACGGCGGCGGACCUCACAGACCGAAGGAGGCUGGGACAAGCGCGUACUUUGUUGGGUUCACAUUCUCAGAUUUUAACCAUCUCCGUCUGUCGGUAAAUGAAGAGCCCGCGCCGCGUGGAGCCCAGACAUUGACGGAAAACCAUGGAGAGCCAGGGCAGCCGUUGCAAGAUCGUGGUGGUAGGAGACACGCAAUGUGGCAAAACGGCGCUUUUACACGUUUUCGCGAAGGACUGCUACCCAGAGAAUUACGUUCCCACGGUCUUCGAGAAUUACACGGCCAGUUUUGAAAUCGAUAAACAGAGGAUUGAGCUUAACAUGUGGGACACAUCAGGAUCCUCAUACUACGAUAACGUGCGGCCGCUGGCGUACCCCGACUCUGACGCUGUGCUCAUCUGCUUCGACAUCAGCCGCCCCGAGACCCUGGACAGCGUGCUCAAGAAGUGGCAGGGUGAGACUCAGGAGUUCUGCCCCAACGCCAAGGUGGUCCUGGUGGGCUGCAAGCUGGACAUGCGGACGGAUGUGAGCACCCUGCGGGAGCUGUCCAAACAGAGGCUGAUCCCCGUCACUCACGAACAGGGCAGCACCCUUGCCAGGCAGAUGGGCGCGGUGGCGUACACCGAGUGCUCGUCCAAGGUUUCGGAGAACAGCGUGCGGGACGUGUUCCACAUCACCACGCUGGCGUCCAUCUCCCGCGCACACCGGCCGCAGCUCAAACGCAGCGAGUCCCGCCACGGCCUGAAGAGGGCGUCACACCUGUCCGUCCGGACUGAGCAGCUGGACGACACGCCCGCCAUGCGGAAGGACCGCGCCAAGAGCUGCACGCUCAUGUAGAGCGCCCCCUGCUGGGAAACGCGCUCUCACGUGUGGAUACGUACAUGUACAGAUGUAUAUAGAUGUGCUACUGAGAAGGUCUAUUUAUUGCUCAUCUCAACCUUGUCCUUGCACUGCUGAGGAGGAAUGGAAGGCUGCGGCCAAGCGUGUUCUAGAGUGUUCUUUUUGUGCGGUUCAUUCUUUACUGUUUACACUGUUCUAUGGAGGCUGGAAUGACCAAGCCCCAGAGACGGGCUGGUGAAACUGGAUGCCUAGGCCUCUUCUGAGUUCUCAUUGGAUGGAUGCUGGAUUUUUUUUGGUUUUUCGUUGGAUGAAAUCCUGUGCUGUUUUUACAGCCCCCUUGGGCUGACUGGCUGGCAUUUGGGUGAAAGUGAAGCAGACAUUGGGAGGGGGGUAAAACGCGAAGGCUUUAAUUUUUGGGAUUAUGACCGAAGUGGACGGAAUAUGUGGAAUCCAGAGAGAGGUAGAAGUGACUCUAUGAAGGGAAAAUCUGUGUACAAAGCAGAGAAAUGUCUUACAGUGGUAUUUGGCUUUAUACUCCAGUUCAUUGGAUUGGAUGAAGCAAUGACGUUAAAGUGCAGGUUUUUAAUUUGAAGGUAUUUAUGUCUUUAUUGGGUGAACCAUGCAGGAAGUGCAAUGCUUUACAUAUAUAUCACAUAUGUAUAAAUAUAGUUCCCCCAUUUUGUGCGAGUAAAAGUAAUUUGACAAGUUAACGUUAGCAUUAAUAAAGUCAUCAUAUUUAGUUCUUGGUUGCAAAUCCUUUACAUUUGAUGACUGCCUGAAGAGGACCAGCUGGGCAUCUUCCCUGGUGAUGCUUUGCCAGGCCUGCACUGCCAGGCUCACCCUUUAAAUUACAGGCUGCUAAUUAUACAAUAAUUACUGGUAAAUAUCAAGUAAUUACUGAUGCUCUGCCAGGCCUGUACAGUAGCCAUCUUCAUCAUCAGUUCAGUCAUAUUCUUUUUGUUUUGGGGGCGUUUGUAUAAAAAGGGCUGUAAUUCCUUCAUGGAUUCACCAAAUAAGUAUGCAAAUACACUCAAAUUAAAACUGACAGUUGGCACUUUAUCCUCGCAAUUAAUUUUUUCAUUUUUAAUCCAAUGUGCAGGAGUGUCAAAACAAACGAAAAUGUGUCACUGUUCAUAUACUUACAGACUGUAAUGUAAUUUCACCGAAAUGUGAAAAAAGGUUUAAGAAUAAAAAGAAAGGACUGCUUGUGUCUAUUCAAGUGAAAUUCGCACAUAAAGAUUAUCUUUGUGAAGAAUAUUAAUUGUGCACCCUGGAGGAUGUGGUGGGAUUAGUGUCAAAAAUGGUUCUGGAAACCGCAGGUGCUUUCCCGAUAGUUCUUAGUAUAUCUCAUUUUUUGGUUGUUUAUGUGUUAACUUUAAAAAAAUUUUAGACCAUGUCUAUUUAAUUUGUUGGAAUCAUUAUUGUUAUGAAUUUAUAAAGUUUUAUUUUGAGGGCUGUUUUUUGCAGUAUUUUCACUGUAUCUGUGCAGAGUGGAAAUAAAACAGUGUCCCCUGGUACAGCAGUGCAGCUCAUUUUAUAGGAUAUGUAAAAAGAGUCCUCGGGUUAUAGUUCUCCAUUUAUUUUAGUUACUGAUGGCCAAGUUUUCAGAAUUGGAAGUCCUCUCUGCGCUGCUGGGAGAUCCAGCUGCUCCUCCUGGGCUGCAGGGAGAUCCAGCUGCUCCUCUUGGACUGCUGGGAGAUCCAGCUGGUCCUCCUGGACUGCUGGGUGUCUUUACCAGCUGUAUAUCAGAAGCACUCUGGGGCAGCUCUGCUCAGCUGCAGAACUGCAGAAUAAGAAGAGGUGACUAGUGUACCCCACACAGGCUAACCAGUGCCCUCUCAAAUCAGGAGUGGAUGUUGCUGCUCUAGAAGGGCCUUUCCACAAUGGGAAAAGUAUGAUUUGAGGCUAAAAAUCCCUUCAUUCAUUAAAAAAGGCAAACUUGGAAUUAUGAAAUUGGGUUAAAAAACUAAAAUACCAGGUGAGGUUGGUCAGUAGUCAUGGCUGAUAUUUUACGUGCAGACCCUUCCUUUGUUGAGAACCUUACAGUACAUAAGAGAGCAGGGAGAGCCUUUUGUACCACUGCUUUCUCUGCCAAACAGGAAAUUCUCAAAACAGGCAAACCUC